GUUAUUAUUUAAAGCACGCUCAAGCUUCUAAUUCAACUUACUUUUUCACACCUUUUUUUAAUGUCAAACCAAGUAGAUGACUUGGAGCAGUUCCUUGCUUCCAAUAUCAAGCAUGAACGCGACUUAAACUUGGAUCAUAUUAAAACAUUAUUGAGUGCUCGAAAAGAAGAACAAAAGACACUUGACGCACAACUCGAUAGUUUAAAGAAAGAGACAAAAAAUGUCUUGAAAAGAACACUUGAGAAUGCAACACAACAACACGCUUUUCUCGAAGAAUUGUCCGUUUCUUUAGCAACGACAGAACAAAGCAUGGAUCAGUCCAUAACAACCAAUCAAAAAGAAGCAAAUCCGUUUGAUCAAUUAGCUGUGCUUGAAGAUAAAUUAAGAACGAUGGAUCAUGCAAAGAGCUAUAUCAAAGCUCUUUUAGUAGCGUCAGAAUUAAGCUCGAAAGCAUUACAGCUUGUUCAAACUUCACCAGAACAAGCCAUGACACCCUAUGUUCAAUUGGUUCAGUUUGAGCAAUACAUUGAUCAACAGGCAACCCAACAACCACAGUAUGUACCUUUGCACACGCACUUGAAAAAGAGUCAAAUGCGUCUUCGAGAAGAGCUAGAAGCUGUUCUUGUCAAGAAUUUUAAGCAGACACUAGAUACAUUAUCAUGGCCUACACAAAUCAAACCUCCCUACGGACCUCAACUCAGAUCCAAGUUGGAAUUGUUUGAACAAGCAUUUCGCCAUCUGUUGAUGCUUCAGACAUCAUCUAGCACAAUACAGCAAGACGAAAUCUUGAUUCCUAUUUCCAUCAUGUUGGAAGGAUUAUCCUUGCGAUUCCGAUACCAUUUUGAGACGUCUAAACCAACCAACCGUAUUGACAAACCAGAGUGGUAUCUAACGCAUGUCAAAAACGCGAUUUCCACGCAUAUACCAUUUAUGAUGACAACCAUCCAGCCUGUUGUUGCUAAACAUAUUUCUGCCAAAGACCAGUUUAUUCAGGGCUUAUUACAAGAUGUGAAUCGCAAAUUACAAAAAACAAUGCCACAGCUAUUAACUCAUCCCAAUUGGCUUAGUCAUACUGUUCAUCAAGUAUUAGAAUUUGACAAAUUAUUAGUAGAAGAAUUUGCCUACAACGAUCCCUUUUCUGUCUCUCGUAUACUGACAAACAAUCCUGUCUGGUUUAAUACAUGGUUUCAAGCUGAGAAAUCAUUUGCUCAAUCAAGAUAUGAUGAAAUCAUGUUGGACAGGCAAGCAUUUGAUAUCUAUGCAGAAGACGAUUUUGACCAGAAAGACACCAUCAAACGAACAAAAUCAGCUGUUCGUCUGGUCAAUCUACUAGACAAUAUCACGACUGCAUAUCAACUAGUGCCUCAAUUAAGCCAUAAACUCACUUUCUUUAUUCAUGUUCAACUCAACUUAUUGGGGCAAUAUCAAAAACGACUAUCGACUGCCAUUGAUUCAUUUGAAGCACUCAGUCUGAUUCGAUCUGUACCUGUACCUGGUUCAUUGCCUGAGGCAGUAACAGGCGUCAUGACAGCAACAGAAACAGGAGGCACUGUAUCUGCCUUGCACCGAUUACAUCGUUGGUGGACAAGUGCAAGAUCAAUGCGGGAUGCGUUAAAAGAUUGGAAUGAAGACGAAUUCUUUUUAGAACUUCAGUUACAGUCAAAUGAAGAUACAUCAUGUAUUCAGCAAGUUGUAGACAACGUACCUGUACAAGAAAGAAACAACUGCAUGUUAAACAUUGCUCAUCACCAAACAGAAAGCUUGUUCUCAGAUGCAACCAUUGCUUUUGAGCAAUUAAUCAAGAGAGUAGAGAAGAUCAUCGUCAAGAUUACCAUUAAAGACUGGUCUACAGAAUCAAGAAAAUACGCUAGAAAGAAUGCAUGGUGGCAAAACAGUGAUUUCAGUGAAAUUUCAGAUGAAUUGUAUAAACCUUUGCAAGAUCUACGUAUGACUUGGAACUACCUGUAUCGCAUUCUACCUCAAGCUGAAUUUUUGAUAAUUUUUAAGCAAAUUCUAAAAGAGAUUGAAGAUUGGUACUGGAAGCAUAUUAUAGCCUCAAGUCAGUUUUCACCUCAAGGCGCAUUGCAACUUGAAACAGACAUCAAGUCUGGCUUAUGGAAAAUAGCACAAAGAUGGUCAAAGAAGCCUGAGAAUUACACUAAAAAGUUAAAAGAGGCCAUUCAAUUGCUUACAUUACCAUUUGAACAAGCAGACAACGAUUUGCCUUCUUGUGGUGUACUUAUGAAGGCCCUGUCAGACACAAAUCAAUUAGAGCUUGUACAAACCAUACUAGAUAAACUAGGCAUUGAAGUAUUGAGCAACAGUCAAAUCCGCGAUGUAUUAAGAAGAAGAAAUGAUAUGCUUUAUAGUUGGUCUUAGUUUUAUAAAAAAAAACGUCACUUAUAAAAUAAAUGCAUCU
Messenger RNA from Gilbertella persicaria, 2419 nucleotides. RefSeq names its product TIP-1 family-domain-containing protein. The coding region runs from base 61 to 2379 and encodes 772 amino acids. The record is from RefSeq and is a predicted model, not a curated record. NCBI's taxonomy places the organism in Eukaryota, Fungi, Mucoromycota, Mucoromycetes, Mucorales, Choanephoraceae. Gene Ontology annotation, biological process: endoplasmic reticulum to Golgi vesicle-mediated transport; retrograde vesicle-mediated transport, Golgi to endoplasmic reticulum; regulation of ER to Golgi vesicle-mediated transport. The transcript has 4 exons. Gene Ontology annotation, cellular component: Dsl1/NZR complex.